Cordyceps militaris CM01 is the source of this 360-nucleotide messenger RNA. Its product is annotated as alpha-1,3-mannosyltransferase (Alg3), putative. Bases 1 to 360 code for a protein of 119 amino acids. Lineage: Eukaryota; Fungi; Ascomycota; Sordariomycetes; Hypocreales; Cordycipitaceae. The transcript has a single exon. Gene Ontology annotation, biological process: mitochondrial respiratory chain complex IV assembly. The record is from RefSeq and is a predicted model, not a curated record. Gene Ontology annotation, cellular component: mitochondrial matrix.
AUGCCGCCGCACCUUCACCCUAGGUCUCGAAUGACCUCGUCACUCUUUGCCACAACACUCAUCGCCAGCUUCUUUGUUGUUGGGCUGCCGCAUCUACUACCCUGUCCCGUCCCCCGAGCGCGAUACGCUGAUGGCGAAGUCGUGGUGGACGAGAAUGGUCGUAAGAGGAUAUGGAGGCGAAAGGACUCGCCGCAAAUCACAGAUGGACUGGCAGAUUUCAACCAAAACUCGACCGAUAACGUGACGCCACGAUCAAGUCAAUCACAAAGAGAAUGUCCUAUUCCCAAACCCGGGGGACUGCUAGGGGAAUGGCUCGGCUUCCACAAUACCAACGAUGGAUCUCGAAGGGCCGUCAGGUGA